CGGCUCGUAUGGCGGUCCUUAGGUUCUCGGCCCGUGGACGACCUGGAACGAGACGUAGGAGGUUGAGGAAGAUCUCCCGGGAAGUGGAAGUCCAGACUAUCCCGCAGGAACCCCCGGAGAUCCCGGUGGAAGCGGAGGAACCGGGACAGAGGUCCAGCGUAAAGAGGCGCUACCUAGCAGUUUGGGUUGCUGCUGUUUUGGUCGCCUCGGCUGCCACUGCCCUCCUUACCUGGCAGAUAGCCUCCCGUCACUCUCCUAGCCUCAACUACAGGGCGGAGCCCCCAGACCCCGAAGAACCACUACCACCCUCCCAUAGUUAUCAGCACAGCUUCCGCAAGGCAGCCGUCUGCACAGAUGGUACCCCGUGCUCGAAGAUCGGCAGAGACAUCUUGGCCAAGAAUGGUUCAGCAGUGGAUGCUGCAGUGGCAGCACUAUUCUGCAAUGGGGUGGUCAACAUGCAGAGUAUGGGACUGGGCGGAGGGUUCAUCAUGACAGUGUACGACCGCAAGUCCAAGACCUCUCAGGCUCUAGUUGCCAGAGAAACUGCUCCAGGUGCCGCUACGAGGGAUAUGUUCGCCCACAACAACUCCUUGUCACGACAUGGGGCGCUCGCGUCAGGGGUUCCCGGGGAGCUGCGAGGAUACUGGGAGGCGCACAAGAAGUUCGGCCGUCUUCCGUGGGCCGAGGUAGUAGAACCUACGUUACAGAUCUGCCGAGACGGUUACCACAUGAGCAAACAUCAAAGUGACAACCUUCAUUUCCGGCCUGAUCUGUUCCGUAGCGAUCCCAACUUGAGGGAAUGGUUUGUGGACUCAACUGGAGGCUUCAAGACCAUGGGGACUCUGAUUCGACCCCGACGGUUGUGCGAAACUCUCAAAGUGAUAGCGCGAGAGGGAGGAGACGCGUUACACGAUGGUUCUCUCACCAAGACGUUCGUUGAAGACGUACAAAGUAUGGGAGGCAUUAUCACUGAAAAGGACAUGCGGAACUACAAACCAGUAUGGAGAGAGCCGAUCACUGUGAAGUUACAUGGCGACACACUCUACACCUCGCCUCCGCCCGGGGCCGGCGCCCUGCUCGCCUUCAUCCUCAACAUCCUCGACGGAUACAACAUGACCACAGACAGCAUGAGUACGCUCGGCAACAUGACAACGACCGUUCACAGGAUGGUAGAAGCAUUUAAGUACGCUUACGCCAGGCGCACGGAACUUGGCGAUCCGGACUUUGUUGAUAUCAAAGAUCUGUUGGCCAACCUGAUGUCAGAUGACUACGCUAACAGUGUACGAUCACUGAUAAGGGAUGAUCGUACGUUUGAGGAGGCCGCCCACUAUGGCGCCGUGUUCUACAACCCUGACGACCACGGCACGGCACACAUCAGCAUCAUUGCGCCGGACGGAGACGCCGUGGCGGUCACCAGCACUGUUAAUCUCUAUUUUGGCGGAGGAGUGACGUCAGAGAGGACGGGAAUCAUACUGAACAGUGGCAUGGAUGACUUCUCUUUACCUGGAGUGGUCAAUUACUAUGGAGUUUACCCGUCUCCCACCAACUUUAUAGAACCAGGCAAGCGGUCAAUGAGCUCCGUCAGCCCCACGAUCAUAGUAGACAGCAGUGGAGACGUGCGGAUGGUCGUCGGGGCCAGCGGGGGCACCAAGAUCACCACCUCAGUGUCGUGGGUCAUAAUGCAAUAUUUAUGGUUGGGAAAGUCAAUCAAAGAAGCAGUGGAUGCAAGCAGAAUCCAUCAUCAGCUGUAUCCAAUGCAGAUUAGCUAUGAAUAUGGAGUCAUUGCUCCAUUAAUCAAGGGCCUACAAAAACUUGGUCACAAAACGAUCCGAUACAGGGACAGAGGCUCGAUUGUUUGUGCUCUCGCCAAACAAGGCGAGCACAUUUACGCCAACGCAGAUUAUCGUAAAGGCGGUGAAGUUUACGGAAUAGACUGAAAAGGAGAAGAAAAAAGUCCGAGUUAAUCUAAAAAAGAUCCUAGCAGGUUCUAGGAAGUCUGAGAACAUUAACACUAGAAAUUCUUAAAUACUCAAAUUUAGAGAUAAUUUCAGGUGAUGUUCUCCACUAUUAGUGUUUUAAAAACUGACAACUGACAAAUUUAUACAAAAUUUGUUUUCUAAAUAAGGUGAAUUAAUUAAGUAAAACUUAAGUACUUUCCUAGUAUUUAAAAAAUUACCAGUUAAUUCCAGAGAUAAGUUAGCAAUUUUAAAAUGUUUGAAUUUGGCCCCAAAUUUUUAAAAUUAUAUUUUUUAUUUUCCUGAAUAAUAGUAUCAUCUUUCGUUUUCUCUAGUGUAUGUUUCCUUAUUCUUUAAAUUUUAAACAAAAUUCUUUUACUUUAUUUUAAAGCUGUAAAUUCUAGUUUUUAAGCAAAUAAAUAAAUCCUAAAUUUGCUGUUUUGCAAUAAAAUAGUGAUUUUUGUAACUCAGUUUUGAAAAUAAACUUUGCAGCAUCUGGCUAUUUUACAAGUUGAAAAAACAACUCAGUGAGAGAAAAUCUUUUAUUGGUUUCAAACUUUUAGUUUAACAGCAGUAUUAGUACUUUUAAGUGAACCUAUGUGAUUUUCCUAAAAUUAGUGAAACUAUUUUAACAGUUGACAUAUCAGAAGUGUGACAUUGUUUUAUAAUAAAACUUUCAUUAGUAUAUUUUACCUCAAAUGUUUGCUUUCUUUAAAUUUAAUAUUUUAUUCAAUCAUAAGCUGGUAACUUAUUUUUAUUUUAAUAAUUUUAAUUCAACACUCAUUUUGCUCUCUUUUUAAUCAAGUUAUUGUACACAAUUCGCAAAGCUUUCAAAUGUGACUGUGAUCUUAAUAAUACAGUAAAGUUUGCUCUAUACACAAAUUUUAAAGAGCCUCGAUAUAAAUUUGAUUGUAUUAGUGCCUCUUGUUAUAGUACUUAAUGAAUUGCUAUUUUGAUGCAUUUAAUAUUGUUAAUAAGUUUUAUAUGCCAAAGUCUACUGCUAUCGGUUCAAAUUGUUUUGUAAAAUAGGUUGUUUCCAUUAAAGAAUUGUGA
Messenger RNA from Macrosteles quadrilineatus (aster leafhopper), 3008 nucleotides. RefSeq names its product glutathione hydrolase 1 proenzyme-like. Gene Ontology annotation, molecular function: glutathione gamma-glutamate hydrolase. NCBI's taxonomy places the organism in Eukaryota, Metazoa, Arthropoda, Insecta, Hemiptera, Cicadellidae. Gene Ontology annotation, biological process: glutathione catabolic process. Bases 9 to 1937 code for a protein of 642 amino acids. Gene Ontology annotation, cellular component: plasma membrane. The record is from RefSeq and is a predicted model, not a curated record. The transcript has 10 exons.